AUGUCUGCCGAACGACGUGCUGUACCAAGCACAUCGACUACCACCGCCGCAAACGACCCUGACUCUGUGCGGGCCGCGGAGCCCACCCAACCCGACAUCGUGCAGCCCGACAUCGUGUUCCACCCAGACUUCAACACCCCACCUACCGCGACCAUAUUCCAGAGCAGCGACGACAUUUGCUUUCGCUUCGACAUCGACAUUCUGGCGCCCGUGUCUGCAUUCUUCGCCGACCUGCGUGAUAUUGGUGGCGCUCUCGUGCCAAACGACAGCAAUGCCGUCAUCCCCCUUCCGAACGCAACUGCCCGCGCUCUAAGCUUCACCUUCCGCCUUCUCAGCAUGCAUCUCAACUUGCGGGCCCAUGAAGUCUUAGACUGCCCCGACGAAAUAGGACUUGACGAGUUCAUUGAUGUCAUCAAGGCGUACGACCUCGGCAUGGCGGCAAAGGCGUUCUUGGACGCCCGGUUCUCGGACGGGCAUUGGGUGCUCUCGCCCAUCCCCGUCGCUCGCCUGGUUGUGGCGUCCGUGGGCGGUGCUGCUGGACCGAGCUCCAUGCCCUUGUCACUGCUGCUCGGUUACAACAUCAGCGGAUGGGCACUGAGGCACAUCUCAUCUACCCCCAUGUACAAGAGGGCCCGCGAGAAGGGGACAGUAGCAUUGCACAGGCUGCUCAAGAACUUCACGGCGGCGGUCGCGUCCGGAAAGACGGGCAUGAUCGGUUACCAUCAAGACAUUGUGUCUCACAAUCUCGACCAGCUGAUGAUGAUGCUCCCGGGCCACGCACUUUACAUCGUCUCGGGCAUCAACUUUAUCGACAACAGCCUUAAGAAGCCCGGUCGGGUGCUCUUGCGCCGCGAGCUGCGUCGUCUGGACACCGCUAUCCAUGAGUGA
Molecule: messenger RNA, 888 nt
Organism: Vanrija pseudolonga
Lineage: Eukaryota; Fungi; Basidiomycota; Tremellomycetes; Trichosporonales; Trichosporonaceae
Exons: 2
Coding region: 1-888 (295 amino acids)
Source: RefSeq, a predicted model, not a curated record